This is a messenger RNA of Moneuplotes crassus, 2463 nucleotides long. NCBI's taxonomy places the organism in Eukaryota, Ciliophora, Spirotrichea, Euplotida, Euplotidae. The record is from the annotation of a GenBank genome assembly.
UUCAAUAUUCCUGUACUGAAAAACAAGUUCUCAGACAGGUUCGGCCAUGAUCUGACGUACAAAAUUGUCCAGAAAUCCGAGAACCCUUGCAUGCUGAGGUAAAUCUCCAUACAAAAGAUCAGCUCUGACACCUCAGAACAGGAACAAGUCUAUACAUCCUGAGAAACGACCUCAGAGUAAUAAGAUAACUGCCUGAUCGUCAGGAGGGCUCGUUAAGUCCAAGAAGAAUAGAAACGGGAAAUAUAUGGGGAUUUAUUCAAAGAUCAAGACCAAAAUUAGUAAUGACAAAUUUGGACUCUUUCAAAAGCCAUUUGACUACAAUCAAUCAUUUAUAAAAUAAGAAGAACCCUUCAUGUAAUAGCCGGACGAGUAAUUUAUUAGAUAAGCGGAAUACUAUGUUCGAGGGUACUUAUAAGGUCAAGCCUAAAUAAAAUUAAUGAAUUUGAUGCCUAUAACCUAACAGUAAAUAAUCAAUUUGAUCUCAACAGAACAGUUGAUAUGUUGAUUCACAAGAAGAAUAAGAACUAUUCGCAAAUCUCUAAUCUUCGUUCGAUCAAUAGGCCUAAGUCUAUGGAGCGGAUAAAGCGGAAGCAAUUAGCUACUUCCAAGAUCAAGAAACCGUGCAAGAGCAAGCCUCGGAAAUAAACCUAAAAAGAUCAAAAAUGAAGUAUCUACCUUUAGCCAGGUCAGAGCUUUGGUUGGAACAAAAUCUAACAGAGAAAUCAAACAAUACUUGCUACAGAGUAGGAAUGCCAAGCAAAAGAUCAGUCCCUCAACCUCAUAUAAGAGUCGGAGAUUCAAGCUUGAUUCGGAAACACAGAAAGUUUGUAAGCCCAAGAAAGGUAGAGAGCCUAAACUGAAUAUCCAAACUAAAAUGAACAAGUCAGUGAUAUACACGAGCAAGCCUAAAAAGAAGGUAAAAGAUAAGCAGUUCCGACCUAUUACGGAUAAGACACAGAUCUUGCCUAUGCUAACAAGCUUCAAGAAGGGUGAUAUGAGCUUGAAUGCUAACCUUCUUCGUCAAAGUCUCAGCAGCAAUGUGAAGUCUCCUUCUCUCAAAUUUGUCAAGCAAAGCUCUACUAUGAAGGUAUCGGAUACUACAAAUGCUAGUGCUGAUUCCUUCUUAAAAAGCUCAGCUAGAAACCUUAAUAAAGAGAAGAAGCCGAAACCAGAAACUAUAGUUAAGCCUUCGAAGCCUAAGAAGCCAGCGGCUGAAGAGAAAUCAGUUCGGCUUGACGAUACUGUAAACAAAGGCAAAAAUAUCGAAGAUCAGGAAAAACGAAUCCACCAGAAUAGAGAAAAUGUAUUGUCAUUUGGACCUCUAGUUAACGAGAGUCUUGAAAUUCCUCUGGAUCCAAAAUAGCUCAAAAGAAAGCAGCAAGAAAUCUAAGAAGAGAAGCAAAGGAGAUACGAAAAACAAGGAGGAUGGGACUAAUCUCUCGCUCCAUUCUUACGAAGAUACGGAUGAAGCUAAUGAGAAGUACUAUAGUGAACAAGAGCUGUCACGCAACAUACUGGGCAUUAAUCAGAACUCUACCGGCAACGAAAAUAAUAAGGACAUCAAGAAUACUAAUAAUGACCAGAAGUCGAAUUCCAAGACUCAAGACCUUCCAAGCGAUUUUAAUAUUUUUAAAUCUGGUGUUCGCAGUCCUGAUAAAGAGGCCUCAAGUCAAGAAAUCCUCUCUGAUGAUGACUCUUACGAAUAUAUUGUAGACAAGGAGAUCCUUGAUUACAUUGAGAGCCUCAGAGAUCGGUUUGAUCUCGACUCCAUUCAGACGACCAAAGAGUUUAUUGACAGGAUUAAUCAAGAGUUAGACUCUCCUGAAUUAACAGAAAAGCAAUUUUAUGCUCUCCAGGAGCUCAAAUAAAGGCCUUAUAUAUGAGCUAGAGGAGCCAAUUGAAAUUGAAGGCGAUAUUGACACUGAUGAGGACGUAAGAGAGGAGGAUGAUUAUGCUUAUGUGCUUACUAAAACCCCUCCUAAGCCUUCUAUUAUCACCACAAAUGAGCAGAUAGCACCAAUGAACUACAAUAGGGGUAAUUCAAAACCCUUAGAAGGAGACAAAUUCUGAACAAGUUUCACACCUAACAUCCAAAACAGUCAUAAGUUAUUUAUUAACAACAACACUGACGUCUUUAACCUAAAGCUGCAUGAUAGUGACCAAGGGUCGAAAGCAAGCACCUCUAAAACACCUUGUUUCAUCGAAACACCAAGCAACAGCAGUCAAAUAAAUUCUCUAAGUGGGACUAAAGGUGGGCUUUUCAAGGCAAACUCAGGCUCUAAGGAAGUUAUGGGAGCAUCUUGAAAAGGCAACAAGAUGCUGAACCCACAAGACCUCAUUACAGCAAUGAAUAACUCGAGAGAAAAACAAGGGGCCAAGCAGUUGUUAUCAUCAGAGAAAAGUAGUGUUGAGAAUUUUCAAAGGAAAUUUCAAAAGACUCUUUCCUUUGGAGAUAAGCAAUAA